This is a messenger RNA of Pocillopora meandrina, 16527 nucleotides long. Lineage: Eukaryota; Metazoa; Cnidaria; Anthozoa; Scleractinia; Pocilloporidae. The record is from the annotation of a GenBank genome assembly.
UUGAUCUAAGGCUUUCUCUUUGGAUGAUACGAGAUGGCAGGGUGUUCUCCAAACCUUAAGGCAAUUUUCAAGUAAGUUUGGAUGAUUUUAUGUUAGUAAUACACUUUAGGAUGGCGGUAAUUUUAUUCAAACGUAAAUCGCAUAUUUGUUUCCUUUUAUACUGAUCGAAUGUUGCUUUAAUUUCUUGCAAAUACCGUAGUUACGUGGACGAGCAUCAGGUAAGUGAUCUCGCUUUUCUUUUAGGUACUUUAAGCCACUCGUUCCAAAAAACUUGCCUUUAUGACAGCGCCAGUUGUCUAAAAUUAUAAGAAAGGAGGUUACUGGUAAUCAGGUCUCUUAAAUCAUCAAUGGUUUUUUGAUAUUUUAACAUGUAUCACAGUAACUCUAACUGAUGGAAGGUCACUGAUUAUUUGUGAGGGCGGAAGCGAGAAAAUAUAAGUUCUGCAACGGGCUGGAAUAAAGACCCUAUGUCCUGUGUCAGGGUUCUUUUACCCUUAAGCAAUCAUACUCUAAGCUACUAUACAUUUUUUAAUCGAUUUUUAAGGAGAACUUGGUGUGACAUCAAAAUAUUUCAACACUCUGUUUUUUUUUUUCUUUUUUAUUGCCUGCUGUUUUUUUAAAUAAGAGGAAGAUAUUGCGUAGAGAAGUUGCAUGACAAUCAAUAUUGGGCACUUUUCUGUGAGUUUGCAAACGUUUGGGAGCACUGCACAGAUGAGGGGCUUGGAAACUUGAACAUGUCAACUUCACAAGUUAUUUUAGUUAUUGUGAAUUGAUUGACUGCUCUCAACUUAUCAGACUUCUCCUCGUAAGUCUAAUGUAUAAUAACUUGAUCUAUAGGAUCUUUAUGUGCAAAGGCUCAGUGAUGCUGUUGCAAUUCAAAGCGUCUCAGGAUGGACAUAUCCUCCAUACAGAGAUAAUAUUGUCAGGAUGAUCAACCAAGUGAAAGACGUAUGUGCAAAGCAUAGAUUCCUGUUAUAUCAAGUGACCAGCCCUAUACAGGCCUUUGUUUAAAAACAUGUUGGGGCAUGUCAAUUGUGCUGGGCUGAAAAAACAAAAAAGCCGUCUGACCCUGUAAGGUCUAAGUUGAACAAAAUAAGCAAGAUAGAGAAAGUAUAGAGGUCAUAUGAUAAAAUCAUGUGAUAAAAUGUUUAUUGACUGAGCUAGAUUGGUCAGGAUGGGAAGAUACAUAUUGUUCUAGGUCCUUUGAGAAGUAAAGACAUAUACUGAUUAGGAAAAAGUCUAAGAAUAAUUUCAUGCCAGUUUUCAGGGUGUUAGGAAUCUUUGGAUCACAACUAACAUGAGUGAUUUUUGCUUCUUUCUGUUAAAAUCAACCGCACAAAAACUCAAAUCAUUCUAUACUUUCAAUUGAUAAUCACUUAGAUCUCUUCUGAUCAACUGGCACAUUUUGCAAUUCACUUGAUUACACCUUAUCACUUACAUCACUUAGUGUCAUAAGUCAAAGUUCACUUUUCAGCAUGACAGUUACACAAUUUUUUUUUCCAACAACAGUAAUGCUGCACAAUUUCUUCAACAGGAACUGAUAAGUCUUGGAGGCGAGGUUGAGUUAGCCGACCUCGGCAUGCAGCACGGUGCCAACAUUCCACUGCCACCAGUACUAUUGGGAAUACUUGGAAAGGAUCCUGCCAAGAAAACAGUGAGUCACGAUCUCAUUAGUCUUCAUUGUUGAACUGUCAAUUUAAACUUGGAAGUUUAGGUUUGGUAUAUUCUAUCAGAGAGUUUUACCUGGAUAAAGAUUUAAGACUGCUCCUGUAGUUUUUUACCUCUAGUCUUAAUUUUAAUUCAGUUCAAUUAUCCAUGAUAGACUGCACUCUGUAUAUUGCUUCAUUGACUUUUAACCCAUGUAGGAUUUUUAAAAUUAAAAGAAAGUGUAGUCAAUUGUUUCUGUUAAACUAAGCACUAUUAUUAUAAGUAAACCAAUUAAAAAAUAUAUGGGUUUUAAACCACUCAGUGCAUGCUUUGUAUCUCUGUUUUAUAAAGGUUUCCAUUUUACAGUGAAGCACUUAAAGGGAUGAAAUAGUGGUACAUAUUUUUUUUAUCAAUUAUUUUAGUGGCAUUUGCCUCUUGCAGCUCUGUGUUUAUGGACAUCUUGAUGUUCAACCAGCAAAAUUGGUAAGUACUAUGUAACAUCAGAAAUUUUUGGGUUGGUGGAUUUGAGUAAAUUGAAUUUUAUACUAAGUCAGUGACCUGACAUGAGCACAAGAUGGAGUGGCCUUAUUGAAUUGAAUUCUGAAAAAAGAAGACUGGUCAGACCUGUCUGGGGUAAUUUUGUUGUGUUCUUGGCCAUUUUUUCUGGCUUGUGCAUUUUUAAACGUGUCCACUGAUAUCUAGUUUAUGAUGGUUGCACUUUAAAAAGCAUGGUAACAAUUUUUUGUGCAAAGAACACCAUAAUGGUAUACUAAGUCCUUAAGGUAAGAUUGAUGGGGUCUGUGUUUUUUUUUCGGCUGUUGGCCUUAGUGGAGCUCACAAAAAGGAGAAAAGUGAUUAUGGUACUGAACUGUAACCUCUGAAAGUUUCCUUAGCCAGUUGGUGAAGGGGGAGGAGGGGGGGGGGGGGGGGGGGGCAGAGACAGGGGGCUCACAGCCUUGUACUUCCCAUACUAUGUUCUCCCACCUCCCGUACUUUUGCAACCCUUUGCCUCCCAACUCCUACCCUUCACUGUAUUACUCCUGCCUUCUUGAACUUUCUCUGGCCUUGCAAAUCUUUUGGUGGGUAGGGUAGGUACACCCUGUUAUUUUCUCAAGAUGAACAUUAUUACAGGCCACUAAACACCAAGUUUUCAUUAACCUGGUUAUUGCAAUUUGACUGUUACUUCUAACAUCUCACUAUGGUGACUGAGAUGUCUCAUUUCAUUGUGCAAUGAUAGCUAUUGCAGUUUCAAAUAUGUAUUCACUUACAUUUAGGAGUCCAGAAAUUACCAGGAUCAUACUAUUAAGAAAUGAAAUUUAAGAGCCAAUUGUACCAUUUACAGUUCAGCACUCCUGUCUAAUUUGGUUUUGCUUCUACUUAUUUAAUUAAUUGCAUAUCCAUUGUGUUUGAUUUUUAGUUUUUGUCGGAUGUAGCUAUAGUGGUGAACUAUAUAAAAGCUGGCUUCAAGGAAUGAUUCAUAUCACUACCUAUGAACUAUCCAUUUGCAUUUUUGAGCAUUCAGGUUAAGCACUAGCAGAACAAUACGGUGCAUGAUUGUUUGGCUGGUUAUCAUAUUUUAAAUUUUCUUUGUCCAAUGCUUGUGACAAGACAGAAAAUGUCUUUCUUUAUUUCUUUACCAAGCUCAAAACUUAUCAUCUGCCUUAUUUCUAUUCAGAUUUCUUUGAGAAGUUGAAAUCUUCUCUAAACCUCUGCAAAAGGUUUUAAAAGUUGUACAUAUGCUAUCUGAUUUAUUAAUAUACACCAGCAGUAUAAUUCAGUGACAUGUGUGUGAUUGUCUAAUUUAAAGGCAUUUGCAGAAACAAGGUCUUCUAUGGACUGAUUUUUUUGUUGCCAUACUGAAUAAUAUUGAGGCUGAUCUGUGUAGUCUUAUGACAUUCGACCUAACUCAUUUUGUUUCCUGGGGAAUUUCGACUCCUACAACUGCUGACACUGUGUGCAUAUUUCAUGUUAUCUUAUUCAUGACCUAUAAUGCAACUGACUUUGUGAGGUAUCAUAUUACACUGGCUGAGUAUAAAUUUAUGUUUUCUCGCAUAUAAAAUUUUCUUUUAGCCUCAGUGGAUGUUAAAUGAAAGUAAUAAAACUCUGCUGGGUACAGGUUUUUGGCUGAAUGAUAAGCAGUAAAUAUACAACAAAUGAUUGCCUUAAAGUUUUUAAUUUCUGCCUUGGCUUUCCUGUUGUAGAUCCUGCUUCCCACCCUUUCCUGGCCUCUCCUGACCCACCCUCCUUCCCCCCCCCCUCCCCCCCCCCCCACUUUUGCAUAUGUUGACAUGCAAAACAGCUUAUUAAGUGCUGAAGGAAAAUGACAACUGCUGGAUAUCUUGAAGGGUACUUAGGCUUUUGAUCUGCACAGCCUUUGACCCCUGACAGUUAUAAGUAUCUAAUUUCUGCUUACAAUAUCACCCUCAAUGAAACAUCAAUGUCAGAGAAAUUAUCACCUUCUAAAGGAGCUCUUGCUCGAUGAAAAAAUUCUCUAUGUCAGCACUUAAGGAAAUGUAUAAAGAACAGUAAGGAGAAUAUGCAUACUGAUGUCAGGGUCAAGGGCAAUAAGCGUUUAUGGAGGAAAUUUACUUGAGAAGAUGUACAAGAAGCCAUGUAGAACUGGCAGCCAACAACUAACCAGUGAUAUCUCCACAUUACUUAAAUCUGUUAAAAAAUAAAUAGUAUCCAUUAUGAAUUACAUUUUUCUAGGAAGAUGGAUGGGACACAGAUCCUUUUACCCUGACAGAAAUUGAUGGGAAGCUUUAUGGUCGUGGAUCCACUGAUGAUAAGGUAGAAGAAGGAGAAAGAUACAGAUACGAGGGCAGAUACAGGGGCAGAUACAGGAAUCAAUAAGGGAGGGGGCAUGGAAGGAGGGCAGAGGGGGGGGCUGAAGGGGGGUUUGAAAGAUUCAGAAAACAUAAAACAUAAUUUUUUAUUAAAAAUAGUCUAAAAAGGCUAAGAAAUUUUUGUAAGACAAGGAAACCUUGAAUACUUUUCAUGGAAUGGUAACAUGUGAUCAUGUGGAAGAAAGUAAUAUAAGCCAGCCUGCUGAUGGUAAAUACUAAUUAAGGCAGGUCUGCUAGAAAUCAUCCAGCCAUUCACAUUUCUUUUUUACCACUUAUUUAGGGGCCAGUGCUUGCAUGGCUGAAUGCUAUUGAAGCAUACCAGAAGACUGGUAAUGAGUUGCCAAUCAAUUUAAGGGUAAGCCUCAUUUUUUGGAAAGACUGUUCAAAGAGUAACUUGAAAGUCAACAUCUUGUUCGCUUAGAAGUAAUGUGAGUAAUAACAGUGACUGAGUAUACAAAGUAUACAAAGGUUUAAAAAGAGCUGGAGACCAACAAAAUUUCACAUUUAUGAGAAGCAAAAUUGUUGCCUAUUUUCUCAGAAAUGAAGACAAUCAGUUAUUACCGGUAUGAUAAUUGAUAAUUAAUUAUGAUUAUGAUAGCCCUGCAAAUUGUUCAACAGAAACAUGUUAACUGCCUAUAUUUUAUUUUUUCUACUAGUUUGUGUUUGAAGGAAUGGAAGAAUCAGGCAGUGAGGGUCUGGAUAAGCUGAUCCACAGCAAGAAGGACACCUUCUUCAAGGUUUGAUUAACAUGAUCGUUAUACUGCACAUUUAGGAAAUGCAGCUACUGAAAGGUUUGGGCCAACAAAAGCCUCGAUAAGAAUUUUUGAACCCAUGGGAUAUUUUAAAUUGCAAGUCGUAAAAGGUUACUGUGAUACCAUUUCAGAUGUGUUCAGAACUUUUUUCUUAGUAGACACUGAAUGUUAGUGUUUUAUGUACGUUCUGAGUUUCCCCAAUACCUUUCUCCUUUGAAAGACCAGAAAAAAAUUGAGCCAGAGUCUUUACAAUAUACUCAGUUCUUACAUGGAAGCUGUUGUUUAAAUUUCAACCUAAGUGGAUGUAGUUUUUGUUCAGUAUGUUAUUGAUACCAUUAGCUGAUUUUUCACCUGUAGAUAUAGUUGAAUACUUUGUGGAUGGUAUACUUAGGCUCUAGUGGCUGUCCAUGAAUUAGUCAUUGUUUCUGACAUUAGACCUUGCAGAACUACCCAAACCCAGACAACCAUCUGAAAUGAUCAACAGUUUUACACAAGUUAUUGAUUUGGGAUUAAUUAGUAAUUUAUAGGAAGUUAAAGAAACAAUGAAGGCAAUGCCGUGGACAACAUCGGUUAAAAAAUGAACUCAUGUUUUACCUAUGAAUCUCGAGAUUCUUGUAAAUCAUUUAGUUUGUUUCUUAUCAUCAAACUAUCUCAAAACUGAAAAUGAAAUACUGCAUUAAAUUGGAAAUAGAAAUUUAAAAAAUAAGCUGUUGUCAUUCAUGUUCUCCAGACAACACAAAGUUCGGUCAUUUCAUGUCGUUGUUUUGCAGAGGACACAAAGAAAUUUACAAAGAUUUAUAAUGCGCAUGCACAGCCAUUGUUCUGCUCAUUUGACCUUUUGUUCAGUGGUGUUCCCAUUGCUACUGCCGUCAUGUUUUUUUUAAACUCCCUAAUAAGAUGUUAACAUACAUUUGCAGCCUGUUGAUUAUGUUUGUAUCUCUGACAACUACUGGUUGGGAAAAAGGAAGCCAUGUAUCACUUAUGGAUUGAGGUAAAGUGAAAUAUAUGAUUUAACACUUGGCUCAUCUUUUACUCAUUGAGAAAUGGACCAUGCAGUAAGUUCAGAGAGCAUGAAAGAUGCAUAAGAGUUUCUUGCACAACUUAAACUUCUUUAGCGCUCUCCAAACUUCCCAUGUGCUCAGUGUUUUGCUGAAUGCACCUUUGAUGCAUGAUCAAUUGUUAAAUGAAAUUUUUAAAACAGUUUUGUUGAUGUUGGAUAAAGAAAAGUUCACUCUUCUAUGCUGCAAUUCAUAAACCCUGGUCAAUAGUGUGUGCAAUGGGAAUACGAGGAACAUUUGUUCAGCUGAAUUUGAUUGAACAAUUUACCAGCCAUGUAACAUGCAUUUAAUUUGCAUUAUCCAUUCAUUGGUGUUAAGGAUAUCGAACAAAAGAACAGCCUUUUUUUUAUUAGAUCAAUUGUCAAUUACUUUAAUUUGUGUGCCUAGUUACGAUCGUAGUUACAAUGUUUAUCUUUUCCCUAUUGGUUUGUAAUCGGAUCUUUUAGCGUCACCACGCGCAUAUAAAAGCUAAGAUAGCGUUCCUAUAAGCCAGAGUUUCGCAAGAUUUCGCCUUGAACAGCAGUAACUUCGUUCUUUCGUUCCAAACCUUUGGCACAAGCGGGACCGAUAUUUUACGAUCGUGAUCGUGACCGUGAUCUAAAUAAACACCGUUGAUAGUCAUCUUGGUUUUCGUGGUUUCAUUACGACCGGUAAAAUAGUCCCCACAUCAGCGACACUUAGAAAACACGUCGCAAGCGUCACAAUUGGGCCAUAAAGAUUUGAACCUGGGGGUAACAUGUGAUAGUGUAGUUUGAUUGUCUGGGUGAGUGUAGCCCUGAGAAUGACUGUUGUCAGUAGUGGUGACUGAGAUUUUGACAACCUGAGCAGAAGUCGUCAUCAGAGUCAAGUGAAUAGUUAAUGAAUGAAGUAAACAGUUGCACAACAACUGUUCACUUGACUCUGAUGAUGACUUCCAUUCAGGUUGUUGAAAUGUCAGUCACCACCACCCACAACAGUCCUUCUCAGGACUUCACUCGCCUGUAAAAUUAGAGUACACUAUCAAAUGAUCAGACUGUAUUUCAGUUGAGGAUCAUAAGACUAAAAAAAGAUGUUGUCACGAUAGCUUAACAAAAAAUGAUGCAGUUAGGUAUUAACAUUCUCACGUUGAGAAAAUGCAAGUGACCAAGUUGCAAUUUGUUUUAUUGUUGUAUCUGAUUGGCUAGGUGUGCAAUGGAAGUGCGGCAAAAAAACCUUUGUUAUGUUUUAGCAAUUCUGGAUUGCUUUUAAAGCUCAAUUGCUAAUUGCAUUUUCCAUUCCACUGGUACAUUUUGGAUGUCCAUAGGUAUAUACUUUUUUUACCACAGUAAGUACACAAAUUCAUGCAAAAUGGUCAUCAAAGAAUAAAACCACCCUGAGGAAGCCCCAGGACAGACAAUGAAACAGUUAAAUCCAAGUUUUAAGCGUACUUUUUUUCUCACAGUUUUGCUUUCCUUUUUUUUCUUUCACAGGGGCAUCUGUUACUUUUUUGUGGAGGUCAGCUGUGCAUCAAAAGAUCUGCAUUCUGGAGUCUUUGGUGGAACAGUGUGAGUAGAAGACCUUCUUAUUUUCAGUAGCUUGCUUCCAAACUGUUUUCUUUUGAAUGCUUGUAAUCUUAUUUUGAGAGUUCCCUAAGGGUAUGAAAAAAAAAAAAACAUCAGAAUAUCUCAUUUCCAAUAUAAUUUAGGAAUUGACUGAUCUAGUUAGAUGGUUUUUCAUUAAUUGAUAGUCUAGUCUGGCUUGUCCGUUCACUCGUAAAUGAUCUUUAAACGUAAGGACCUCUGACAAGUAGGACAGUGAAUGACUCCUGGCCAAUGGAAAUCACUGUAAACUGCCAACAAGUGUCCUACCUGCAAAUUUCUGCGGCUAAUUUGACCCCAGCUAAUUAAAAGUAUUAGAAAUAAACCCCGAAAGGAGUAGAAUGUUUAGUCGUGUUUAAUCCACUUUUACUGUCACCAAAUUCCAACUCUUACGCCAACCCAAUAGAGAGCGUUCCGAGUGAGCGCUAUCAAACCAAAACUAAAGCAAUGACAUCAUCCAAUCAGAAUACAGGAAAGUACCUCAAGGAGCCAAUAAGAACACAGAGUAAAAACAAUUUACUCGCUGAAGCGCGAGAAAAAGCGAGUGAUCAAGUCGUAAUUGAUUUUAGUUUUGAAUGGAAUCGUUUGAGAGGAUGGCGCAAGUUUUUUGGACCAAUCAUAGACUCAAAAAACGCAAAACCAAAGCAGUAUUAGGGCGUAAGUUUCUAAAGAAACUGUGGUACUGUGUCGUUGGGGGAGUGUUAGAAGAUAAUUUUUUUUCCUAUCAAAUGGGUUGAUUAUGUAAAAUUAGCCGCAGUAAAGAGUUUCUUAGCUGACGUUUCGAGCGUUAGCCCUUCGUGAGGGCGAAUGACGAAGGGCCAACGCUCAAGACGUCAGCUUAGAAACUCUUUACGGUGACCAAUUGACAUUAUCAACUCUGUUGAUAACACCAAAUUAUCCUGUCAAAGCAAUAUCCUUUUGGCACUCAUUUGGAAAUUGCCCCAUGAACACCAUUCUCUCUAACACAGACACGAGGCAAUGACGGAUCUGAUUUAUCUCCUGAACAACUUGGUGGACCUUAAGGGGAACAUCUUGAUUCCUGGGAUCAACGACAAAGUCUUGCCCUUAACUGACGAUGAAAGAGCAACUUAUACAGAUAUUGACUUUGACAAGGUCAGUCAACAGCAAAGCUUACGUAUUUUUUUUCUUCUCUAGUCUGCGUGCUGGGUCUAAUUAUUAUUAGCGCAUCAGCGCGAACGUUUCUCCACCCGCGAGAAGUUAUGAUGCACGUUCAUAUACCGCGCAAUCAAUCAGAGAGCGGUAUUUUGUACCACGGGGUACAGAUACACCAAUCAGAAGCCCGUAUUUCCCCAAUGUACCGUAUAAAGCUCUUUGGGGCCUUAUCUUAGCGUAUGAUGUAACUAUCAGACGGAGCCAAUCACAAGUCAAAGCGAAUGAACGUAACUGGUCUAGGCGUGGGAAAGCCGAGUGACCGAUUCGCAGUUAAUUUGGUAUAUGCACGGUUGAGAGAGAGGGGCCAGUUUUGUAAAUCAAUUCUUGUGCUCGGUAGAGCGAAGCAUAGCAUUUCUAGGUUUCUUUUCGCCCAUAGUCUUAUUUUAUGGGUUUUCAAUGACGCUAAAAUUACUUUGCUUCCUGGUCUGUUUUCUUUUCCUUAGGAGGAGUAUCGUCAGGACCUUGGUCAUAAAAAACUUAUUCAUAACUCUAAGGAGGAAGUGUUGAUGCGUCGUUGGCGUUACCCUUCCCUUUCUAUUCACGGUAUUGAUCGAGUUGCUUAUUUUACAUCAACUAGUUGUUUCAGAUAGUAGAAUAUUCAAGAAAAGGGGUAAAAAACUGGCCUCCGUAAAGAGUCUCCAAAGCUGACGAAGGGCUGACGUUCGAAACUUCAGCUUUAGAAACUCUUCACAGUGGCCAAUUUACCGAUUUCAACUCAGUUGAUAAAACAAAAUUAUCCCAAGAGAGAACGUUGACUGGAACCCUGCGCGGCUCGUCAUGACAUCCACUUGCUUCUAGUCGAAGUUAAACCGAUGGGCUAGUUUCUAAUCAAGGAGCCUGUCGCAUAUUAAAAUUGUCUGGUUGAAUUUGUCUAGUAUGGUUCUGAAUGAAACAUACUAAAGGUUCCCAAAUACGUCUAAAUUCAAUCCUGUUCAAUUCUAUUCUGUUAAAAUAUUUGAUCGAGCAUGCCGACAUUCGACCGUAUUCUAAACUAUUCCUAUGCGCUCGCAAAUCUUAAUUUUGGGGGAGGGAGUAUUGCGAGGGUUAUGAAAUACACCAUACGAUCUGCAGUAGAUAAUUGAAUACUUGACAAAUUGACCGAAAUUCCUACUAUAUUCUUAUGAGGAAGUUUUCGUAGACAAGUUGCUAAAAUUUUUCCUUGACACGCUUUGCUAGUGUAAAUGUAUCUUAAUAUUUUUAGCUUGUUUAAAUUGAAUAAGCCUCAAAGUUGAGUUAGUUCGUACCAGCUUCGUAGGAAUGGUUUGAAGUUGCCCUCAACGUAACUUUGCGUUUUCAAACUGUUAUCUCCCUGGAAUUUCAGGCAUCGAAGGAGCCUUUUACGAGCCUGGCUCAAAGACAGUUAUUCCCAGAAAGGUAUGUAAAUUUGAAGCUUUACUUAUCAAAAGAUGAAGAACCACAAUUAUCACUGGGAAAGAACGUCAAUUUAAAUUUGAACUCCUCCCUCCUCCUCUAAUUUUUUGAAGAGGAAAGCCGUAGUACUCGCUGAGGGUGAUGGGAAGACUCAUUACCAUUGCCCUUUGUGCAAUGACUGAUGACAAGUUGGCGAUCCUGACGCUCUUUACCUAUCAUUUGUGAUAUGGCUAAGGUGUCUUUUUGUUUUCGAUGUGAUUGGUUUUGCUUUUCAGGUGAUUGGCAAGUUCUCCAUCCGUUUGGUGCCUGAUAUGACGCCAGAAGAGGUGGACGAGACUGUGUGCAACUACAUCAAGAAACUUCAUGAGCAAAGAGGAAGUCCAAACCCACUGUCGUAAGUUAGCUACACUGUUCAAUUGUCUUAAGGAAAGUUAUAUUUCUCGGAGACUGCACGCUUCAUUUAGGGGACAACCUCGGAAGCAGGGAAAGGGUCCCCAGAGUAGAAGUGUUCCUUGCUUUAAGGUAGUGGGUACAAUGGAAUCUCUAUUUGGAGAACACACUCUGAGCUUUAAGUUGGAGCACUAGUCUUCCACCGCUGUUGCCCGGGUUCGAUUCCCGGACCUGGCGUGACAAUUAGGUUGGGUUUGUUGUUGGCUCUCGUCCUUGCAACACAGGUUUUUUUCUCCGGGUCCUCGGGUUUUUCUUCGGGUCCUCGGGUUUUUCUCCGGGUCCUCGGGUUUUUCUUCGGGUCCUCGGGUUUUUCUUCGGGUCGUCCGGUUUUCCUCCCUCCCCUAAAAACCAACAUUCCCAAUUCCAAUUCGACCUGGAAACAGUGAACGAGAAGAGCCACCUUGUGGAAAGUCCACUCCUAAAUUCCCUUAUUAGUUGUCUCCUCGAUAGACGUUUAUUUUCUAUUAAAAUGUAGCUGAUGUAAAGGUUACAAGAGCAUUAUCUUAGUUGGGACCAAUAUUUGUCCCUUAAUGAAAGAGUCCUAAAGGAGAAAUCCUACUGUAACUUCAGUUUCAGUUUUAGCCCUAUUAUUUUAUCGAACGGAGGAACAUCUUUGAUACGAAAAAGACUCCAAUCUUUACAAGUAUCCCAGCCAGCCUUGCCUUGCACGCUCUCUCAGUACUUCUAGAAGCCAUAUCAUAAAUCACGCGUUUUUCCAAGUGAUAUGUGAGCUUUAUUCGAAAGAAACAAUUCAAAAAUAUGAUAACUUCGUAAGAGGUUUUAAGUAAUAAAUCCGUUGCACUAUGGCUUUCAAAGUCACCUGUUCUGUAAACAUCUCCCCGAAUACUGCAUUUAUACUUCUUCACAGGAUAUCAAAUUGGAUACUCUUAAGCUUUAAUUCGGCGAUUGGAAUAGAGAAAAAGAUCGAAAGUAGAAGGCAACUUUCUUUUCAUUAACUUGCGUCAGCAGUUUAAUUUUUCUGCGCCUGUGAACCGAUAGUUGUUAGAGAAUAAUUGAAAAUUGCUUCGGAGCCCAAACGGACCUUCUGCAGUUUGUCGUUUUAUCGUUGCUCGGGUUGACAGAGUUGUAAAGACGUCCGCGUGACACACUUUCAGGGUCAGCGUUCAUCAUUGUGGUCCACCAUGGGUUAGUGAUAUCAAUCAUGUCAACUAUCAAGCGGCUAGAAGAGCGUUGAAAACUGGUGAGUUACGAUCUGGAUUUUUUCCCAUGUUCUUUAAGUAAAGAAAAAAACACUUUUGCUUUUCUUAUGAGAUUUUCUUAACGUUAAGAGAUUGGGCUCCGCUCUUAAGGACGAAAUCACGUCUCCUGCAUGUUAAGUUUUCAAUUUUUUUUUUUAAAAUCGUCUCUAUCUGAAACCAUUCAUUUUGCUUCUUGGCAUCCUUGCUGCUUGUUUGAGCAGAUUUCUAUGUGCUGUCGAAAGUAAUCUGGGAUUGCUCUCGUUUAGCUUUAUUUCACUCUGUGAUUUUUCCCGAGAAAUCGUGCCACUUCCUCAACCAAUCAAAUGUAAAUUUAAAACCAAUAGCUAUUCGGUUACUGCCUCGUGUUUUUCCGCGCCUAGGGAAGUUUGUUUGUUGUUACUGUGCUCUUCUCCCUCUCAACCUCAUUUCCAGGGUCCUCUCUCUUCCUCCACAGAGAAAGUGCUUUCUCAAGGGAAAAAGAGAGAGGGCCCUGGUUACAAGGUUAUAUUACUACUAUGUGUUUUUACAGUGUGGUUUUGAACGGCGCAUAAAGUAACUAAAAAACGUCACUACUUACCUCUUUCAGAAACGUGAAUUUUAAUUUCUGAGGGCCAGAGAUUGAUCUCUCAUCUUAAGAUCGAAAUUUCUUAAGAAAGGACUCAGUCUUUCUUUGGGUUUUUUUUAAAUAGUUCAUGGUGUUGAUCCGGAUUUGACUCGUGACGGGUGUAGUAUUCCUGUGACCUUGGCUCUACAGGACGCCUUGCAAAAGAACAUCGUACUUCUACCGAUAGGCGCAUGUGAUGAUGGCGCGCACUCCCAGAACGAGAAAAUAAACAUCACCAACUACAUCCAAGGAGUAAGUACCUGCUUUUCCUCCUGAUUUUUUUUAACCUUCUGUUGUUGUUAAAAACAAGACUAUAGGCCAUUUUUUGGUUCUGAAAAGCUUUAACUCUCAAAUUAAGGCUGAGUGGACCAGUGUAAAACGUCGCUCGCGUAUCCACGACUCUGCUCUAAACCUCGAUUGAAAAGAGAGAUUUUAGUCUUCUCGGAAAUGGCGUACAAGGAUGUGUAUAUUUUAAGCCGGGUUAUUAAUCGAUUGUGCGCGACCGUUAAAAUCAAAAGCAAUUAUAUGGUCUUUAUUUUAUGGGUGUUAUGUUAUUUAUACAUACCUUUGGCCUUACCAAGUGACAAGAGAGAGAGUAGGGAUAAAAUUAUUCCCUGUUAUAAAAUAUCGUAAGCGACUGUUGGGAAAGUAUGGGGUGAUUGUGGGCUGGAGCUGAGAGAGAGUUGAUCAUCAGGUUUUGAGAGUGGGUAAGUCUCUAAAGAAACUGUGGUGCUGCGUCGGUGGGAGAGUAUAUCAGUGUAAUUAAGUGUUAUCAACUGAGAUGAUAACGUAAAUUGGCCACCGUAAAGAGUUUUAAGGCUGACGUUCCGAGCGUUAGCCCUUCGUCAGAGCGAUAGUUUUUGAGAAGGUUGGGUCGUUCAAUUUUCAGCGAUCCAUGGGGGUGGGUCAUGUGUUUUUUAUCUACCAGAGUUCCAGUUGCUACGUCUCACCACCCCCCCCCCCAACCCUUUUACACUUUUUUACUCGCCCCUAAUGAAUAUUUUUCUUGAGGAAGUGCGUCAUAGACAAUAACGAGGUUUGAAAUAACCCUAACCUACCAUUAAUUAAAGAGAAGUUUGACAGCUGAUGUCGAGUUCUAAAGUUAUUAACAUUAUUGUUGUUUUACUAUUUUCUUUUGCAGACCAAAGCCCUAGCCGCGUAUUUGGAAGAACUUGGUCAUGUUAAAGAGUGAUAUCAAGGCUUGGCGUGGAGCGCAAGCUAAUUCACCUGUCGAAUACAUGUUGUACAGUGAUUUUUCAACACUUUGAUACUAAAUUACUUUACAGCGAUCUUUGAUACUUUAACAACUCCCGUAAGUGAUCAAGACAGAAUUUUGCUCAGACAAUAUCAACACAACAUUGAGAAGAUAAGUGAUAAGAAUGAAGGAAAAUAUCAAUUAAAGGACUGCUAGUUGAUCAAAUACCAGAUUGUGCGCACUAGCAUCAUCUGAAUGUAAGCGGUAAGGAGAAUUAUUAAUGAGAUCUUGGGAAUGAAAGGGUUGACGGGAUUUUAUCUUGCUUCACGAGCUCAUCACGCAUAACGAAAGUUGAUCACGUAUAACACGCGAUCAUAACUGCGUUUGCGUUUAAUGAGAUCCUCUGACGCUUAUCUCAUUUAAUCACUAAUAUUUCAUCACUCAUUCUGUCUGGUUGGUCUAUUUUUAUGUUCCAUAUUAUUUAGCGUUGACUACAUAUCAUGUUAGCCAUAUAUUACUUUCACAAAUGCUUGUAAUUUUAAAACUUUAUUUUUAUGUAAAUGAAAAGGAAUUGAAAAAUAAAACUGGAUAAUUUGCUUUAGUAAUGCGUUUGUUACUAUUUGAGAUUUAGCUCUUGUUAGGACGAGCGUUGUGUUUUGUUAUGGGCUUCUUCGUCACUUAUUCUUUACCAUUCUUACACGUGCAAUGGCUUAUAUAGUAACAAAAAUAAUCUUGACGAGAAAUCUUUAUCAUGGUAUUGUGUAACUUAAGCAGCAUUGCUCAUACCACCUCACUCCUACCGAGCCUCUCUCCCCGCAAUCGUAUAAAUGGGUGCCAAAGAACUAACAGGGUAACUGAAUGAAUUGGGGAGAAGGGGAGGGAAGGGGGGGGGUUAACUUUUGAUGGCCCAGCGUCCGUCCAAGAGAAGAAGAAAUGCUUUUAGUGGCUUCAUGCUAUAGAAACAGGGAUACACUCCGGCUGUGAGGAGAGUCAGCUCUGUAUGCAGAUUUAUUUCGUCAAGAUCUCACAGAAGCAAUCUAAACUUUUUUUUUUUCUUGUUAUUGCUCUUCCAGUGUGAGCAUGGGACACGGAGGGCGGCCAUGGAUGAGUGACUUCAACCACGGGAACUACCAGGCGGCAAAGAAGGCUCUUAUGACAGGUACACAAUCAACAAUUUUUAGUGUAAGGCAAUGCUGUGUUUUGAUCGCUCUGUCACGUGAUAGAUGCAUGACAGUAAUAACUGGAGUCACGUUUAAACGUGACCAUUGCACGACGGAGAAAACUGCCACGAGUGUUUUGAGCUCGGCGAAGAAAACGGAAGUCACACAAUCAGUCAUCUUGAUUAUAAGUCAGUACCGUGUUUAUUUCUUCUUUAAAGUAUUUGGUUCUGAGCCCGACAUGACCCGUGAAGGUGGAAGCAUCCCGGUGACCCUAACCCUGCAGGAAGCCACUGGAAAGAAUGUGAUGCUGCUGCCACUUGGAGCGUGUGAUGAUGGCGCGCACUCACAGAAUGAAAAGAUGGAUCGAAAGAACUACAUUGAAGGAGUAAGUAUUGUAGCUUUUUCAUUAAAUUUGCCAUUGAAAUGAUAAGAAGAAGUAGGCCCGGAUUCCCACAAUGGACUAGGAGUCCAUCAAAGAUGAGUUGCAAUAAUCCCAGGAGCUUUUCGCCUUACGAAUUGGGUUCAGUUCCGGCAUGUAUGCACGUCAGUUUCACGUGUAUGUUAAGCGUUUUUACGCAGCCAAGAGACGAUGUCAAUCAGCUUUACAGACUGAUUUACCGGAUACAUGCAUUCAUAGCAGACCAUUGGGCCUAUCCCUCGGUGAACGUUAUCAAAUUGUUAAUACUUCUUACCUAGUAUGCUUUUCCUUUAUAUUGAUAAAUUCUGAUAAAGCUUCAAUUCUUAUAACUAAUCUCUGUGGAAAGGUACACUAAUAGCGGAGCUCGUAAUUAUACAAAAUGGUAGUAGUAACCCAUCAAGCCGAAAAAAUUUGGACUUACGACCGUACGACCGUACAAAGUGCUACUUUUAACAUGCGUGGUCAUGCGUGGUACCGCGGGCACGCCAACGCCACGGCUUUGUCCAGUAGUCCAGUGGUCAGUGCACUUGGCUCUGAGUCGGACGACCCGGGUUCUAGUCCUGGCCGGGGCAAGCGUUGUGCCCUUGGGACGUGCGGGGAAAAAAAAACGCGAGCUCCGCUUUUAGGCUUGGCUAAAUCUAUAUAUUAGAGAGGAGAAGUCCUAAUUAUGAUCAUGGGAGUUUAGGGGUAGCAUAACACACCCUCCACCUCCCACUAGAUAUCCUGCUGGAUAUCGCCCACAAUCGCCUUUCAUCAUGUUUUUAACAACUGAUAUCAUUCCCUUUGGCUCGAUUUCUUCCGCUCACUCUGGUCUGGUUUUCCUCUGCGCGAAAGGAAGAUUGGGCUCUGAGAAAUGUAACCGAGCCUAUUUCUAUUUCAAGUUGGUACAGUUUUUUGUGUACAAGAAGUGUUUUUAAUUGGACACCUUUGAAGAAUAUUUGUGAAUUUGAAAAUCUUCGAGGUGAAACUAAGCGAAAGUAACUUAACGUUACCUUCCAUUGUGACAGUAUUAUGGAAUAUUGAAUUCAUCCUCAUUGUGUUUGUCAACAGACCAAGGUUUUGGCCGCCUACAUGGAGGAAGUGGCAAAAAUAGAAUGA